AUAAUAAUUAAAGAUUGCAUUUAAAAAUAAAAUACACUUCUGCAUUUUGUAAGUUAAUUAUUGAAAAAAGAAGAAUAGCUCUUGUUAAAGGUUAAUUGUAUAAUAAACUAAUUACGAUGUAGGUAUUGGAUUAGCCUUAUUUAAAAUGCGGAACAUGUCUUCAGAUAAAAAUGACGAAGAUGAUGCGGAACCGGAAAGUUUGGAAGAGGCGGGAAUUUUGGAAGCUGAUGUCGGAGCGAAUUUCGAUCAACAACUGGCCAACAUAGACCCAAAGCUGAAAGUCGACAUGGAUCCAAAAGCCCACCGCGACUUGCGUCCAGAAAUGAUGUUCAUACGAGAAGAACUGCGGCAGGCUAAGAUGCAGACACUUGCGGUGCGUCGAACUGCUCUGAAGAAAUUACUCAUGAAGGACUUUUUGCAAGAAGACUGCGAAUUGAAGAAUAUCGGGCUGUCGUAUGCACCGCCUGAUCCGUAAUAAAUUAUUUAAAAUA
Colias croceus (clouded yellow) is the source of this 491-nucleotide messenger RNA. RefSeq lists its product as uncharacterized. The coding region runs from base 146 to 475 and encodes 109 amino acids. NCBI's taxonomy places the organism in Eukaryota, Metazoa, Arthropoda, Insecta, Lepidoptera, Pieridae. The record is from RefSeq and is a predicted model, not a curated record. The transcript is spliced from 4 exons.